CUUGACAGUACGCGCGGAUGGCUGACCGCGGUUAGUCUGCUUCGAUCGGACGGCAACUAGAGGUGUUCACCUUGCACUUGAAAAUACUCUCCGGGAACGCUGCGUCUGUUGAAUUGCGGUCACGACAUUGCCUCCUUGUCACAAGCUGCAGAAGGAUUGAUAAACUUUUCUUCCUGCAUCGGAUUUGUUUUGCUCCAAGACAGGAUUUUUUAACAUUGCCCAGUCGUUUGAUAUCCCAGCUCUCAUUUCUGGAGGAUGGGUCGCUGAUCCCAGAACCUGCUGUGCGAUAUAUCCGCUCUGUGAUUGGUCAUUUUGGUCGAUACCUGCUGUCAUGGCUAAGAGCCCAGAGGUGAAGCUGGCUGUUUUUGGAAGAGCAGGAGUUGGGAAAUCAGCUUUGGUGGUGAGGUUUUUGACCAGACGUUUCAUCUGGGAGUACGACCCAACACUUGAAUCAACCUAUCGCCAUCAAGCAACCAUAGACGAUGAGGUUGUAGCCAUGGAGAUCCUUGACACAGCCGGGCAGGAGGACACGCUGCAAAAGGAGAGCCACAUGCGUUGGGGAGACGGCUUUGUCAUCGUCUAUGACAUCACAGACCGGGGCAGCUUCGAGGAGGUGGGCCCAUUACGGGGCCUACUAGAGGAAGUGAAGAAACCCAAGAAUGUCCCGUUGGUUCUGGUGGGCAACAAGGCUGACCUGGACCAUGCCAGGCAGGUGGGGACUGAAGAAGGAGAGCGCCUGGCCGCCGAGAUGGCUUGCGCCUUCUACGAAUGCUCGGCAUGCGCCGACGAGGGUGGCACGGUGGCGGAGGCGUUCCAUGAGCUGUGCCGCGAGGUGAGGCGUCGCAAAGCGGUCCAGGGCAAGACCAGACGUCGAAGCUCCACCACCCAUGUCAAGCAGGCCAUCAACAAGAUGCUGACCAAGAUCAGUAGCUAGGAGGAGACAGAAGCACAAGGAACAAAAAGGACAGACUGAAGACGAACUAAAAGAUCACAGUCAAUGGCUUCAAGGAUUUAGAUACGUGGAAAUCGACCAUACAUCCAUUCAAGCUGCUAAGGACCAGGAAUAUUAAAUGAUGAAUGUAAAGGGAACAUCUUCACUCUUAGUGUCAAUCCACAUAGCUCAUUAAUGGUGUGCCAGAAUUCGCUGUUGACUAAAGACUCUAAAAGAUGCUGAAAUUACUUUUGACCAUGUUUGACAACUAAGGUCACAAGCACAAAGCAGAACAUAUAAAUCACAUGAUGGGAACUAUUUUGUCCCUAAGGGAGGUAAAAUAACUUGUUUUACCAACGGAUCAUAUAUACUACCAGGGAACAGGUUAGAGUUUGUUACUCAGAAGUACCAAUCUCAGAGAAUUCAAUGAAAUUGACUCUUCCUUCCUGAGCAUCACAGUUAAUUGUGUAUAUUUUAUCUACUGAUCCACAGAUUUUAAACACAAUAUACAAAAUAAUAGACAACACGAACCCAACGUGUGUUCAUCAGAUUGAUGAAUAAACAAUUUGUAUUUUCCUCUUCCUGUAGCUUGUUUGUGGAAUAAUGUUUUGAUAUGCUGUAGCCCCAUGGGGGUAGAUUUGUUCUUAAAGCAGUGCUGAAAGUACUAUCAUGGUCUUAGAUCACUAUGACGUGUGUACAGAGCUCAGCCUUGGGUUCUUGUUGACCUUAGAGAUAUCAUCCAAGCUGUGCCGUUGGUUGUCAAACCAUUAUUCACUGUCCCCUUACAUGACAAUGUCCAUCACGCUAUUUCGAUAUCAAACUCCGUUUCUAAACCUCGACCCCGAUUUUACCUAGCACAAGAAGAACUCCCUGUAUUUGUCCAGAACAAUGCUAUAAAGAUACUCAAAUGCAUCAAGGUAACUAACACAAGGUAGCAGAGGGGGUCCAAUGUUUAGUUUGUGAAUCAAUGUUAAUAUUGUUUAAUGUUCACAACCUUUGAGAAGAAUAGUUGCCAUUUUUCAUUCUAGGUUGCAUUUGAGAGACAGUCUUUAUAGAGAAUGCCUCUCUUAGAAGUACCUUUAAUUGUAAACUAUGUAUGAUAUUGCCUUAAACAUUAGCCUCAAUGGAGCGUACCGUACAUAACCCAAAUCCUGUAUUUUAACUAAAUGCGCUUUCCUUUCUUGCAAUGUACCCAACCUGUGUGAGUUUUAAGCAUGGAGCUCAAACUGACACAUUUGCUGUGCAAUUGUAAUUAAACAUUAGAUAUAUCCUACAAUGACUUUGAAAAUGUAUCCAUGUUAUCAAAAAUAAAAAAAAUGCCAUUGUUAA
Esox lucius (northern pike) is the source of this 2260-nucleotide messenger RNA. RefSeq names its product RAS-like, estrogen-regulated, growth inhibitor (gene rerg). The transcript is spliced from 5 exons. Gene Ontology annotation, molecular function: GTPase activity; GTP binding. Lineage: Eukaryota; Metazoa; Chordata; Actinopteri; Esociformes; Esocidae. Bases 332 to 934 code for a protein of 200 amino acids. The record is from RefSeq and is a predicted model, not a curated record.